AAUGUAUGUAUAAUGGUUGCUAAGGGAAGGGACCUCAGGAUCGAGGUUGCGACUCUGGCAGUUGUUGUUGCGGCAGCAUGUGUGCUGUCUUGUAACAAUUGGCGUAAAAAUCGCCUAGUCUCUUGGUUAUUGAGUUUCGGGACCUCUUUCGACAAUAUAUACCAGUUGAUUCCUAUACUACAAAAGAACUCCAAGGCGCUAUUCUUAGUUUUCAAUGACAUUGCCAGUUCGAUCAACAGCGUUGCCGCGGCGCACAAUGGUGAAACUCCAUUAUCCAAAGAUGCUGUCCGUGCCAUUCUUGAUCAGGAAUGGGUCCAGAUAAAGCUGCGUAAUGUACAGGAUUCUGUUCUCGAAGAGUUUGGUGUGGAUGCUGCAACACUUGAUGAAGCCAUCAAUCGAUUUAAAAGCGACGACCAAGUGCAAAUGUACAUCAAUGGAGUGGAAAUGAUGUACAACGCCGUUCUUGACGGCGGGUACCCGAGGUGCCCGGGAGUGGAACACUAUGAAGGUGUAACCAAGGCAUUCGUGUUAUCGGUAAUAUCCAAAGUGGUGAAAGCAAAGCAAUUGCUGCUGAAAGAAUCAAAAGGGAGUGUCACACUGCCGGAAAGCACCGAGGUGGACAUUAUCUACAGAGAAAUGCAACGCUUCGGUUGUACCAAUCCGCUGGACGCCUUUAUCGCAUUCAAAAACACAGAAAACUGUUACCAAUACGACUUUGAGUUCGUGCAAGCACGGCAGAAGUUGUACCUUGGCUACGACCACAGUGAUGUUAGUGAAGUGGCCACCUCAGAUGCAGACAUCCCACGUGUAAGUGCAGAAGAAUUAGAACUAAUGUUGGAAACCAUGGAGGCUGAAGUCCCUCUUUACUUGUUGGUAUCUGAAUCUAACCAUUUGCCACUUGGUUUCGUAUCAUUUAUAAGGGACAGGUCCAAAAUGGAACCGAAGGCUGCCUUCGCCUGGAUGCCCCUUGCGGAAUGCCCACAGACAUACAAGUGUAAAGCAUACCCAGCAGCAAUUCGCUUUGUUGGAGGUGUGCCAAAGGAUACCAUCGUAGAUAUCGGCCGGUGACGACAC
Messenger RNA from Babesia bovis T2Bo, 1074 nucleotides. RefSeq lists its product as uncharacterized. The record is from RefSeq and is a predicted model, not a curated record. Lineage: Eukaryota; Apicomplexa; Aconoidasida; Piroplasmida; Babesiidae. The coding region runs from base 13 to 1068 and encodes 351 amino acids. The transcript has 4 exons.